Messenger RNA from Folsomia candida, 5120 nucleotides. It is a transcript of the gene Nos, whose product is annotated as nitric oxide synthase-like protein. The record is from RefSeq and is a predicted model, not a curated record. Gene Ontology annotation, biological process: nitric oxide biosynthetic process. Bases 676 to 4812 code for a protein of 1378 amino acids. Lineage: Eukaryota; Metazoa; Arthropoda; Collembola; Entomobryomorpha; Isotomidae. The transcript has 23 exons. Gene Ontology annotation, molecular function: FMN binding; heme binding; flavin adenine dinucleotide binding.
CCAACGACGGGAAGCACCUCUCUCCGCGCUACGAAUGGCACCGCAAUCCAGUGUUGCGACAAACAUUCGAAUAAGUCCGAUUUAACAGUGUCGUCUCACCCAAAAUUAUUGCUUCAUGGAAAAUUUCUGCAUAGCGAAAAACCGUAAAAUUACCUAGUCUCUAAUUCAACUUGGUGCUUGAGCUUUCACUUUCUAGCUACAAAUUUUUCGUCAUUUCCAAUUAAAAUAAAGUAAUAUAAAGUAAAAAUGAUUGUCAUUUAGCUGCAUUGGUUCUCUAAUGUGCACCGAUUGAGACAUUCUUGUAUUGAAAUCUUAUAUUGAACCUGUGUGUCCGAGAUGGUGAACUGAGAAAGUCUUAAUGUGCCCUCACUGUGUGUGAGAUUUUCACCAUGCACAUUUCUUGUUCCGGUUUUGCAGUGAACGACUAAAUUGACAGAAUCUCAUCUGUUUUGAUAGUGGUGAACUUGACCUUCUCUACUUUCACUCUGAAAGUAUUUUAAGUAACUUAUAUACAGUUCAUCACGUAUUAUUACCCGAAGAACGGAACAGACUAUACUUUUGUGACAAACGGGAAACUAAAAUCCAAAAACAAAUGUGACCACGCUUUGCAAUGGGAAACCUUUUGGGUCAUUAAUAUUCAAAGUGAAACUUACAACUUGUUUCACCUCAAGUCAAAUGAAAGACAAACAACAAGGAGAGGGCCAGCCAGGUACGAGCAGCUCAAGUUCUGCAGCUGGUGGUGGCAGCAGCAACAGCAACAAUAUGGCUGGCGGUAGUGGAGUGGGUGGUGCAAUUUCCUCUCUGAAUUCCCUCUCCUUGACCACCCCACAGCCAUUGACCACUUCCAACAACAACGCCUCUUCUGCCACCCCUUCUGCGUCUGGUGGGAAACCUUCUCAGAGUAAUUACAGCCCCAUCAGCUCUCUCCUCAACGCUCUGAGUGGGGCGGCUUCCUCCAUGUCCAUGGUGGGGACGAGCAAACAAGGUCAAGGUCAUCCACCGUCGUCCUCUUCCUUCUCCUCAAGUACCUCUUCAGCAACCAAGGGAAAACUUCCCCCCGGGGUGGGAAAUCAUUGCUCCGAAGAAAAUCACGUAAUCGUAGUGGACUCAUCUCUUGUACGACCUCCGCAACAGAAUAACGUCAGCAACAGCGGGGACGGAGGGGGAAGUAGCAUUCUGCCCCCACAAGUCGCAGUGGAAGGAAUUCCUGGGGGAGAAAGCAAGAAGCCUCCCCUCCCACAAGUACAGAUUCAAGUAGUCAGUGACCGUCGGCCCUCUGCCACCAACCUCAACGGGCCGGGAGGAUGUCUCAAAAAGCCGAUCAAGAUGAAGAACCACUCUGGCCACGCGGUCGAGUGUUAUGACACUCUGCACUUUAAGAAUAGCUCACACCUUGGGACAAGCCGGUGCACAGAUCAGAUCUGCCUCGGGAGCAUGGUGGCCUUGAACACAUCACGAUCGGGGUUAUGUCGGCCUAUCGACGAAGUCAAGAAACUCGCCAAAGAUUUUUUUGACCAGUAUUACACUUCCAUCAAAAGAUUCAGCUCCACCUCCCACCGUCAAAGAUGGGAUCAAGUGAUUCGAGAAAUUGAGGAAACGGGUACCUACACCCUCACCGAGACGGAGUUGGUGUACGGGGCAAAGUUGGCGUGGCGAAAUUCCGUGAGAUGCAUUGGCCGAAUUCAGUGGGCGAAACUGCAGGUCUUUGAUGCUCGAAGUGUGACGACUACUUCUGGAAUGUUUGAAGCGUUGUGCAAGCACAUCAAAUAUGCUACCAACAAGGGGAAUAUUCGUUCUGCCAUCACGAUAUUUCCUCAAAGAACUGAUGGGAAGCACGACUUUCGCGUGUGGAACCCCCAAAUUCUUAGCUACGCUGGCUAUCGUAACCCCGACGGGAGUGUUACUGGGGAUCCGAUAUCAAUAGAGUUCACGGAGCUCUGUGAAAAACUUGGAUGGAAAGGAAAGCGAACCCGAUGGGACAUUCUUCCUCUUGUCCUUGCUGCUGAUGGACAUGAUCCUGAAUACUUUGAAAUUCCCAAGGAGCUAGUUUUGGAGGUGGAACUAGUUCAUCCAAACUUUGACUGGUUCUCCGAGCUAGAUUUGCGAUGGUACGCUCUACCCGCCGUUUCCGGAAUGAUGUUUGACUGUGGGGGACUGGAAUUCACAGCCUGUCCUUUCAAUGGAUGGUACAUGGGGACAGAAAUUGGCUGCCGAGAUUUGGGUGACACGUAUCGCUACAAUGUUCUUGAGGACGUCGCCAUUAAAAUGGGUCUAGACACGAAGAAUCCAACGACAUUGUGGAAAGACAGAGCAAUGGUUGAGCUUAACUUGGCUGUCCUCCAUAGUUUUCAGAAAGCUCUCGUGACCAUCGUGGAUCACCACAGCGCGUCGGAAUCCUUUAUGAAGCAUUACGAAAAUGAAAUGCGGACACGCGGAGGCUGUCCAGCGGACUGGGUCUGGAUUGUACCUCCAAUGUCUGGCUCUGCUACGCCAGUUUUCCACCAAGAAAUGGCAUUUUAUCUUUUAAAACCAAGUUAUGAAUAUCAAGAACCAGCUUGGAAGACUCAUGUUUGGAAAAAGAGCAGUACUUCUGGUCAAGGAAAUGGCAUCGGAGUCGGAGCUGGGGCAAAAACUCGAAAAACUGCAAGGCGGAAGUUCCACUUUAAAGAGAUUGCUCGAGCCGUCAAGUUCACAUCAAAAUUAUUUGGCAAAGCUUUGUCCAAACGAAUUAAGGCUACGAUCCUUUACGCGACGGAAACUGGGAAGUCGGAAAUGUAUGCGAGACGGCUGGGAGAGAUUUUUGGACACGCGUUCAAUGCUCAAGUGUACAGCAUGAACGAGUACGACAUAAUCAAUAUCGAGCACGAGACACUGAUUCUGGUGGUCACGUCGACCUUUGGAAAUGGUGAUCCACCCGAAAAUGGAGAGACAUUUGCACACGCAUUGUAUUCCAUCAAAAUGAAUCAAGGGUUUAUUCAGGGAGAGGAUGGCAUCAACAUGGCCACAUCGAAGUCCUUCAUCAAAAUGAACAGUCAAACCGAUUCGUUAGCUUCGGCGGAAAGAAAAUUCGACAGAAAUGAUUCUCUUAGAGGAAGCCAAAUUUCGGAUGUUAUGUCCGACGACAAUUUUGGACCGCUUAGAAAUAUUACAUUUGCGGUCUUUGCAUUGGGAUCCAGUGCAUACCCAAAUUUUUGUGCGUUUGGACGCUACGUGGACAAUCUUCUGGGUGAACUUGGAGGCGAACGAUUGAUGAAGCUUUCAACCGGAGACGAACUUGCUGGUCAAGAUCAAGCAUUCAGAAAUUGGGCAGCAGAAAUUUUUCAAAUUGCGUGUGACUCAUUCUGUCUGGAUUUUGACAAAAACAUGACAGACAUUUCCGCAGCGUUGAAGGCUGACACACUAUCUCCAGAGUUUGUCCGGUUUCUUCCGAUUUCAAACCCAGAAGAAGAAGCUGAGGCACUCGCCAAAGUUCACAAUCGAAAGGUUGUGUCAUAUCAAGUUAUAGAGAAGCAAAAUUUGCACGAGACAACGGGAAGCCAUGCUCGGUCCACAAUAAAAGUGGUGAUCAGAAAGCGAUUGGCCGAACCUGUGCCACUCACUUACCACUCUGGAGACCAUGUUGGAAUCAUGGCAGAAAAUCGUCGUGAACUUGUUGAUGCAAUUUUGGAUAGAUUAGUAAAUAAGCCAUCAAGCAGCGAUGAGCCAGUGCAGCUUCAACUAAUGCAGGAAAAAUAUACUCCGAUGGGAGUACAAAAGCAGUGGGUGCCACACGAUCGUUUGCCAAAAUGCAGUUUACGCCAAAUGUUUACUCGUUAUUUGGACAUAACUACACCUCCAAGAUCUAACCUUCUAGUGUACCUUAUGAAAUGUACGGAAGAUGAGGAGGAAAUCGAACGUCUCACAUCGCUGGCAAAGGAUCCGGAUGUGUAUGAGCACUGGAAGCAAUUUCAUUGGCCAAACUUUGUCACAGUGCUGGAACAGUUUCCAAAUGUGAAACCGGAUGCUACCGUUUUGGCGACAAUGUUGCCGAUUCUUCAACCCAGAUUUUAUAGCGUAUCUUCCUCUCCUUUGGCAUAUCUUGACGAACUCCAUUUGACAGUGGCUGUUGUUACAUACAAAACCCGAGGGGGCGAAGGCCCUGUGCACUAUGGCGUUUGUUCUAAUUAUCUGUAUGAUAUCCCCGUUGGAUCUCUCGUCCCUUGCUUUGUUAGAAGUGCUGCAGGGUUUCACAUGCCCACGGACAUGGCUAAGCCGAUGAUAAUGGUUGGACCGGGCACUGGAAUUGCCCCCUUCAGAGGAUUUUGGCAAGAGAGGAAACUCAUGAUGCAAAGACAUUCCAACUAUCGUUUUGGAAAAGUAACACUGUUUUUUGGCUGUCGCACCAAAGAAAUGAUAUUGUACCGAUCGGAACUCGAGGAUCUGAAGGAGGACAAUGUACUCUCGGACAUUUUUCUGGCAUUAUCCAGGGAGCCGAAUGUUAAAAAGACAUACGUACAAGAUUUGAUACGUCGGGAAAAGGAGAACAUAGCCAAGCAGAUAAUGGAAGAGGGGGGACACGUCUACGUUUGCGGUGACUGCACAAUGGCGGAGGAAGUUUAUCAAACGUUGAAGAGUGUGGUGCAAGACAGAGGUCAAUUAAAUGACAACGAAGUUGAAAGCUACAUGCUCUCAUUACGAGAUGACAGCCGCUACCACGAGGAUAUUUUCGGUAUAACUCACCGUACCGCAGAAGUUCACGAGAAAGUGAGGCAGACAGCAAUGACAAGAAUAGAAUCCAGUCAAUCCCUUAGCCAAAUCCUUCUUACAAAGUAGUACAGACAGAAAUAAACGAUUCAUCUUCAUCGCUUCUGCAUUUUUGUGUCCUCCCACUUAACGUUUUUGUCAAUAUUUUGUAAUAUUUGCAACCUGUGUCACAAUCAAUAAUCGAAUAUACUUAUUGUCACGCAGACUAUAUACAGUUUAAAUUUUCCUAUACUAUUUUUGGUGAAGCAAGUUAAUUAUUACAAAUGCUAAAUUUAUUAUUCCUUCUGCACUAAACUAAUCAUGAAUUUUAAAAAUAAAAUUAUAAUAUAAGUGGUCCAACUCUUGGGUCGCUUGCAAUUUGACUUUCUCCCAAAAAA